Messenger RNA from Aspergillus sclerotioniger CBS 115572, 249 nucleotides. RefSeq lists its product as uncharacterized. The coding region runs from base 22 to 219 and encodes 65 amino acids. The record is from RefSeq and is a predicted model, not a curated record. The transcript has 2 exons. Lineage: Eukaryota; Fungi; Ascomycota; Eurotiomycetes; Eurotiales; Aspergillaceae.
CUAUCUUCUCUCAUCACCAACAUGCCUCACAAAGGAAACGACUCCAACUCUACUCUGUCCAGCAGUGGCAGUAGCGGUGACCGGGUCGUCGUCACAGACAUGCGAGGCCCCAAUGCUGUCCCACGCCGUACACAACCCCCGGUCAUUGUUCACAACCGGGGAGGUCAGAUCUACGAUGAAACACGCCCUUCUGAUUGGGACAAGCAGCGCUGGAAGUAAAUGGCCGAAGCGCUGCUGGGCCGCUGCUUG